This is a messenger RNA of Cyanidioschyzon merolae strain 10D, 1203 nucleotides long. Its product is annotated as arsenic methyltransferase Cyt19. Bases 1 to 1203 code for a protein of 400 amino acids. Gene Ontology annotation, molecular function: methyltransferase activity. The transcript has a single exon. Lineage: Eukaryota; Rhodophyta; Bangiophyceae; Cyanidiales; Cyanidiaceae. The record is from RefSeq and is a predicted model, not a curated record.
AUGCCGUGCAGCUGUGCGUCUGGUUGCCAAAAGUCAAAGAAUGGUGGCUCUACUCCGUCCAUUCGGGACCACGUGGCGGACUACUACGGCAAAACGCUUCAGUCAAGCGCCGACCUAAAGACGAGCGCUUGCAAGCUUGCCGCGGCUGUCCCGGAGAGCCAUCGCAAAAUCCUGGCGGAUAUCGCUGACGAGGUCCUGGAAAAGUUCUACGGUUGCGGGUCUACGCUCCCCGCUGAUGGAUCUCUCGAGGGCGCAACAGUCCUAGAUCUGGGCUGCGGCACAGGUCGCGACGUGUACCUCGCUUCAAAGCUGGUUGGCGAGCAUGGUAAAGUCAUUGGGGUGGACAUGCUCGAUAAUCAGCUUGAAGUCGCCCGGAAAUAUGUAGAAUAUCAUGCAGAAAAGUUUUUCGGUAGUCCGAGUCGGUCGAAUGUGCGCUUUCUCAAGGGUUUCAUCGAGAACCUAGCCACUGCGGAACCGGAAGGUGUUCCGGACUCCUCGGUAGAUAUCGUGAUAAGCAACUGUGUUUGUAACCUAUCGACGAAUAAGCUGGCGUUAUUCAAGGAGAUCCACCGUGUCCUUCGCGACGGAGGUGAGUUGUACUUUUCCGAUGUCUAUGCGGAUCGCAGGCUGAGCGAAGCUGCCCAACAGGAUCCGAUCUUGUACGGAGAGUGCCUUGGCGGUGCGCUCUACUUGGAAGACUUCCGUCGCCUCGUGGCUGAGGCAGGGUUCCGCGACGUGCGUUUAGUUUCGGUUGGUCCCGUCGAUGUAAGUGAUCCGCAGCUACGGAAGCUCGUACCGGACGUGCAAUUCUAUUCGUGCACGUUUCGAUGUUUCAAGGUCGCGACACUGGAGGCAACCCGAGAAGACUACGGCCAGUCAGCCACAUACUUGGGCGGGAUUGGAGAAGAAUUCAAGCUCGAUCGCUUUUUCACGUUCCCCAAAGAGAAACCUGUGCGUGUGGACCGCAACACCGCUGAGAUCAUCCGCCACAGUCGCCUUCAUCAGUGGUUCUCUGUGAGCGCAGAGCAACAGCACAUGGGAUUGUUCAAAGCAAACGAUUCUUACGCGUUGUUGCACGCACCACUGAGUAUGCAGGUUGAGCAGCUUGUCUGUGAAGUGAAGAAAGGAUCCACCGAUACCUGCUCGGAACAAGCCUCUGCAAAUGGUGCCUCUUGCUGUGCGACAGGGCGACGAUGCUGCUGA